This is a messenger RNA of Xenia sp. Carnegie-2017, 13351 nucleotides long. RefSeq lists its product as uncharacterized. The transcript has 59 exons. Gene Ontology annotation, cellular component: protein-containing complex; plasma membrane. Gene Ontology annotation, biological process: establishment or maintenance of epithelial cell apical/basal polarity; heterophilic cell-cell adhesion. NCBI's taxonomy places the organism in Eukaryota, Metazoa, Cnidaria, Anthozoa, Malacalcyonacea, Xeniidae. The record is from RefSeq and is a predicted model, not a curated record. Gene Ontology annotation, molecular function: calcium ion binding. Bases 180 to 9773 code for a protein of 3197 amino acids.
GCGAUUAAAACAUAUCAAAUUUUGAAUGGCGAUUAAAACAUAUCAAAUUUUGGGUGGUAAUUGAAACAUAUCAUAAAAUAUGCGAAAAGUUAACAUUUCAUUAAAAUUAGCAUUUGGCGCGUCGUAAACAAUAUCCGGGAAAAAGUCGACCAGAAAUGACAAUUGAGGAAACCUAAGAAAUGUUUGGAAUGCAUUCACGGAUAUUUUGGAUGUCAUUUUUUUUGGUUUUCAAACCAACCGAAGGAUCGAAAGGCAACAGCAAUAAAGAUUUCAUAAAAGCAACAUUUAUAGGAAGAAACAAUUUUAGAAAUUUAAGUGGAACAAAAAAAGACAACGUCAAUCCAGGCAAUUUUAGAAAUCAACGACAUAAGAUUAUGAAUAGGACAAAACAACUUACAUUCCCUGUACUAAAGAGUGAAGGUAACUCAACCAUAAAUAAAAACUUGAACGAUAAUAAGAUUACACAAAUGAAAGUGUUGAAUGCUGUAAAAUCAAGGAAGAGACAAAAUGUACUUGUUGGUUAUUCAAAAUACCAAAGAUCGAUUCGCAUCGACGAAAGUGGGAAGUUACAAAGACACGAAGUGGGACCUGAAGAGUACGUAACACCAGAAGGGAAAACAGAAAUAUUCAGUUACGAUAAACCAAUAAAAAUAGAUCGUCUAACUCAAAGAAAGAUGAUCUCUUUAGGACAUAUGGUCCCUUUAUCUCUUGUGUCUGAAACAAAUGCCAAAACAAUAUCUUCCAUACCCACGGCAUUUACGGAUAAAAGUUCACUCUCUUCUUCAAAGACAUCGAGAAGAUACUCUUUUUAUAACCAGGUCCCAGUCAUGCUACACAAACCAUAUCAACUUCCUCAAUUAGUGCCAGUCCCUCCACCAGCACCAGUUUUUCUACCAAUACCAGUAGCACAAAGGGUAACGUAUGCUGGCACGAGUCCUAUAACCUCAGUUCCUGUACAAUUAACCGAAUGUGACAUUAAUCCAUGUCAAAAUGGCGCUUCCUGUUUCUUAGUGGACAACAUAGAAUCUUACAAAUGUCAUUGUCGUACAGGUUUUAAAGGGAGACAUUGUGAAGACGCAAGCAAAUGUUAUCCAAAUCCUUGUGAGAAUCUAGGUGACUGUACCGUUGUGCCUAAUGGUUAUGAAUGCAGUUGUAGAAGAGGAUUCAGGGGAUCACGAUGUGAGAUGCGUGAUGAAUGUGAGCCAAAUCCGUGUAGAAAUGGAGGAAGUUGCAGUUCAGUUGAUAAUAAAUAUUAUUGUAGUUGUAUCUUUGGUUACAUCGGAAAGAAUUGCCAAGUUCAGUCCAAGUGCUUUCCCCUCAAUCCAUGUCGUCACGGGGGCACAUGUCAUGAAGAUGUUGCAAGGUAUAUUUGUACCUGUUCGCGGGGAUGGUCAGGAUUGAGCUGUGAAAAAAAAUUCUUAAACACCAAUUAUAUAGUUUAUUAUUAUAAGAGGCGAAAUAUGACGAAAAAUGGUGUGUUAUUGAUAGUGGCUACUUAUUGUGUUUAUCUCUCUUUUCAUUUGAACCACAACGCUGUAACUGGUGCAUUAAAUAAGGAUAGCUUAGCGCCAAAAUUUACAAAAGAUUUCAACACGAAACUAUUAAAUGAAAACAAAGCUAGGUCGAAACAGGAACAGAGUUCUAAAGAAGGUUUAACAAAGAUUUCAAUGAACAAAACAAACACAAAAACAAAAGAGACGAUUUUAGCAGAAGAUUACUUAAAUAACAUGAGGUCACCGCAGCUGAUGAAGACAACAUUAGAAAGAAACAUAGGAAGGAAAACGGAGAGUAAGACCUACGCUGACAACACUAAAACAAAGACCACAAGCUCACAAACGAAACAUGAAGAAUCGACAAUUGCAGGAUCCAAACCUGAAUCCAAAUUGCUGGAUGAAAACAAAAUUUCACUCGUGCAAACCAAUGAUCAUGACAAGCCGUCAAAAGUUACCGAAGGGAUGAAAGGUGGAAAGCCAGUAUUAAAAGGUUUGGUUGACGACCAAUUAUCUACAGUUGAAAAUUCUAACAAAGGUACAAGUGCAUCAUAUGUGUCAGAUCGUGAUCUAAAUGUACUUCCAAAGAUAGGCGGACACGCAAAAAUAAGCAUGUUUAACCAACUACCACCAAAAAUUCAACCUCUCUUUAUACAUAAACCUCGCCUUCGCAACACAGCAGAGAAUUCAAAUCCUUGUACGACGACGAAUCCUUGCAAAAACAACGCUGUUUGCAGCACCGUUGAACAUCGUCCAUUGUGCAUAUGUAAACCAGGAUUUCGUGGCAAAUUUUGCGAAUUGAUAAACAAGUGCUAUCCCAACCCGUGUCACAAUUAUGGAUCGUGUAGCGAAAUGGAGAGCGAUUUUCAAUGUUCCUGUAAGCAUGGUUUUCGUGGAAAGAGAUGCGAAAUUGCCAACAAAUGUGAGCCUAACCCGUGUUUAAAUGGGGCGACCUGUUCAGAGAUUGAAGACGACUACAUAUGUACAUGUCGACAAGGAUUUAUGGGUCAUAGUUGUGAAAUUGAGUCAAAAUGCAAUCCCAUCAACCCUUGCAAAAACGGAGGCACAUGUAGAGAGGAGCAUGAUAUGUACAAUUGUUUAUGCAGAGAUGAAUUUCGAGGAAAAAACUGCGAAGGUAAUAGAAAAAAGUCAACACAUGGGAAAACAAUGUUCGACCAUCUUUAUGUGAGUCAGUCAAUCCUUGUAUGUUUGGAGGAAAAUGUACGCCAGUCAGUAACUAUGACUACACCUGCACAUGCCUGCCGGGACGAAGGAGGAAGUAACUGUGAAGAGGAUCUAAGUCAAACAAAAGCCUUGAGCAGUUGUAGUCAUUGUCAUGCAUAUGCAAGGUGUCUUAAUGGUCAUUGCGUUUGUAAACGUGGAUAUAUUGGCAACGGUCACAGUUGUGAGCCUGCUCAACAAUUUUGCCAUCCAAACCCUUGUUUCAACGGAGGCACUUGUCAUCAAUCAACCAAUCAGAAGCGAACAUUCAAUAGCGGGAAACAAUGGUGGUGUGAGUGUAUGACUGGUUACAUGGGACCAAAUUGUCGAGAAAUGGAUUUUUGUCUAAUGCGACUAUGUAAAAAUGGAGGAACCUGCUUGAGUGAAAACAAACAAAGAAAAUGUAUCUGUCCACCGGGAUACCGUGGAAAAUAUUGUCAAGAGAAGAGCAUUUGUUAUAUUAAUCCGUGUAAGAAUGGCGGGACAUGUAAAGAGGGUAAAGAUUUUGCUCAAUGUCAAUGUCGAGAUGAAUACGAAGGAGAACACUGUGAACGUAAUCUACAAACAGCCUCAGCUGAACCAUCACCUGUUACUGGUCUACCACCACCACCACUACCACCACGACAAACAACAACACUACCACCACUACCAACAACAACAACAACACUUCCACCACCACCAUCACCAUCACCAUCAACACCAUCACCAUCACCACCACCACCACCCGUACAUGGGUUUUGUUAUUCAAACCCGUGCUCCAGUGGUUCCACUUGCCUCGAGUCCCUGGAUUCAUACUUCUGUCAAUGUCCUGAAUAUCGUUACGGAAGAAAGUGCGAUCAAACCCCAGAGACGCUAGGAGUUUCCAUUGUUGGUGCGACCAAAAACCGAUCACCGAUUGGCCAAUGGAAUGACAACAAUGUUGGCAUGCAAUAUGAAAGCCUGGGUUGUUGGGCAGAUACAGAACAAUGGAGAAAUCCAAGCAUGCGAGCCAUCCAAUCUAUGGAAGGUUUUCAUCCUUCUCUUAAUGACGACUACAAGAGAAGGAUCUAUCCCAUAAUGAAAUGCGCGAAUGCAGCAAGCGCUUAUGGAUACAAGAUAUUUGCCAUACAAAAUGGCGGACAAUGUUUUGCCGACCCUUAUGCAGGAUUGACAUACACAACAUAUGGACCUUCAACUCAAUGUCGUUAUGGAAUAGGUGCUUCACUGGCCAACGAUGUCUAUAGACUGCCUUAUGCAACAAGACAAGGAGCAGUUCAACAGCUGUUGUUGCCUGCAAGUACAUCACAAUUCGCACAAAACACGUUGGCCACAAAUCCCGAGCUGAUGUCGGACUUUAGUACACAGAACACAUUGGGAAAACAGUUCAUAACACAACAAAGUUCUUCAGAACAAGAAGCAGCAGAAGUCCCCCAAACACUGCGACCUCAAUACGUUCAAUAUCAAACAUCAACAGGUACAUCAAACGAAGACACGACUAUACAGGAUAACGGAGCAACACAAAGUUCUCCACUAUAUGUCAACACAGCCAAUGAACUUGAUGCAGGCUCACAGGGUAUUCAGAUGUUCUCACAAUCUAGUGGUGAUAAUGGAGUAAAAGAUGAGACGAAGAGCCUCAAUAAUGGGCUGCUACCAGAGAGUACACAGAGUAAACAACAGGCUGAAGGCAUUUCAUCGCAAGAAGUAAAAAUAGUGAAUUUAGGCGAUGAGGAGAAGACAGGCAGCUUUCAAAAAGCUGGACUCACGUCGUACAUAUGUAGUUCAGAUAACGCGUGUGGAGGUUGCCCUUCAGGAGCAAACUGCAUCAACGGACAAUGUCAGAUUGAGGAGCAAGAUUCCCAGGUUGAAGGUUUAACAACAGGAAAGGUACAAGGGAAUAAGCCAACAACUAUUGAUGAUAUACGCAACUUGGAAACACAAGAAAUUGCGUCCCUUAUUAAGGAGGCAGACGCACCAUCCACAUCAGUUCCUCACAGUCCUUACACGUCCCAUGACCAAUCAUCAAGCAAAGCACAAGUAAACACAAAUAAAGCAACAGUAAGGCAGGAAAAACCAGUGAAACAACCUCAAUACACAGGCGGAGAUUUUAAGGAGUUGCGGGAGUUUGCACAUCGAAAGGAGAUGUCACUAUUAAUGGCGUCUCCGUCAUUCCAAAGACUGGAUAAUUUAAGUAUUCGUAUACUGCUAGUAUUGAUUUGCAUAUUAUGCGGGAAAUCAGGAACAGGAAUACCAACGGAUCAUGACUUUAAACAUCAGAAAAAUACAUCAUGGACUAAACGAUUAAAGGAAAAAUAUCCAAGGUCAGCUCAAUACGGGAAUGUUUUUCUACCGCGAUUUUAUGAAAGACACAGUGUAGCUCCAAGACUGAACAUGUUAGCACAAUAUCGUAUGCCAAUAGCAACAAGACGAAUAUCACACGCGGAACCAUUUAUCCAUUUUUCUGGAUUGCCAAGGACUUAUGUUCCAGUACUGACAAGUAUUCCAUCUUUACAGUAUCCAGUAAUUCAAGCUAAUAGAUAUGUUCUGCCUGCGUAUUCCCUGAAAAUACCUGCACAAACGACAGCAACACGUCUGUCUACAGUGCCACAAAUAAACGAAGAUUUAGGUGAACAGUACAAUGAGAAAUACACCACAUUACCGCCAAAUUUAAGCCAAAACAUGCUGCAACAAAAUGAAUUACUCGUGCCUCGAAAAACGGAGAGCAAGAACGUCGAUGUUGGUGACGAGUUCGACAACUUUUUGCAAAGUUUAGAUGGUCCUUGUUCCCAGAAUCCUUGUAGAAAUGGCGCAAAAUGUCGCAUAACAUCAGAUGGAACAUCGUAUCGUUGUAUCUGCAAGAGAGGAUAUAAAGGGAAGACAUGUGAAGAAAAAAACGGGUGCUUUCCCAACCCGUGUCAAAAUAACGGAGAAUGUACGCUGACAAAUGACGGAUUUGAGUGCUCGUGUUCUAAAGGGUUCAAGGGAAUGAAAUGCGAACAAAAGAACACAUGCGAACCCAACCCGUGCCAGCAUGGUGGGGUAUGCACAGAACUAAAUAAUGGUGCCUUUGAAUGUACAUGCAAGAAAGGAGACUUUGGCGACAGAUGUCAAGUUAGCAAACAAGCAUGCGAUCCUAACCCUUGCCGAAAUGGCGGCCACUGUACUUCAAUGGAUAAUGGUGAUUAUCAAUGUCACUGUACCGAAGGAUACAAAGGGACGUUGUGUGAUGAACUAGAUAACAAGUGUUUAACGAGCCCGUGUAAAAAUGGAGGGUCGUGUAUUAAAGCUAUGACAAGCUUGGGAUACGAAUGCGCAUGUGCAAGAGAAUUCAAAGGAACAAAUUGCGAAGAACGUGCCGGUUGCGACAUAAAUACGUGCCAAAAUGGAGGAACGUGUUAUGAGACCGAGUUUGGCGUUCGAUGUAUUUGUCAGAAUGGUUACUUGGGAGAUAAGUGUCAAAUUCGCAAACUCUGUGAGCCUGACACAUGUCAAAACGAGGGGAAAUGUAUAGAACAUGCCAGAGGAUAUCGCUGCGUUUGUCCAGAAGGAUACAAGGGGAAAAUAUGUGAUGAAAUUGACCGAUGUCGUCCGAACCCAUGUCAACAUGGCGGGCAGUGUAAGCAAUCCGACAGCAGUUACUUCUGCAAAUGUUCCACACAAUAUCAAGGCCAAAACUGUGAAAUUACCAAUCCCUGCAAAAGCCGUCCAUGUAAAAAUGGUGGGAAGUGCUCCAGCAGCUUAAAUGGUCAGCGGUUUUAUUGUGAGUGCCCCAAUGCUUUCUUCGGUACCACGUGUCAAGAGCGGAAUGCUUGCGUACCGAACCCUUGUGAAAAUGAAGGAGUUUGUCGAAACACUGGUUCCGACUUUUCCUGUGAAUGUCAAAAUGGAUUUCAAGGAAAAACUUGUGCAGAAAAAGAUCCAUGCGAUAGUAAACCAUGUUUAAACAACGGUGUCUGUUUGAGAACUAGCAUCAAUGACUACACAUGUUCUUGCGGUGAUGGAUAUAAAGGAAAAUCCUGUGAAGUCAAACGUUACUGCUUUUCAAACCCGUGUUUUAACGGAGGUAUAUGUGAGGAGACUGGAGAUGACUUUAUAUGUUCUUGUGUACAAGGCUUUCGUGGACCAACAUGUCAAGAACGUGAUCAAUGUUUUCCCAAUCCAUGCCAAAACUCUGGACGUUGUGUCAUCAUGGAGCAAAGAGGGAAUAACAAAGCUUUUGUCUGCGAAUGUCCACGUGGUUUCCAUGGUGAUACGUGCGAAGGAAAGAAUCCGUGUGAGCCUAACCCGUGCGCCAACCAAGGAAAAUGCACAAAGAUCAAUGGUGGCUUUACUUGUGAAUGCCAACCAGGUUAUAAAGGAGACAGAUGCUAUGAGAUCGACAAGUGCAACCCAAAUCCUUGCCAACAUGAAGGUACCUGUGAUGAAGUUAUAGGAGGCUUGGGAUAUGCUUGUAAAUGUCCCAGUGGAUACAAUGGACAAGAUUGUGAACAGAAAGAUUACUGUCAUCCUAACCCAUGUGAUCAUGAUGGUCAAUGUUUACCCAUGAGUAACAAUGUUGGUUACAGAUGUAAAUGUACCGCGCAAUACAUGGGUCAGCGGUGUACGGAUCCCAAUCCAUGCGAACCUAAUCCGUGUCUUCAUAACAGUCAGUGUUUGAUGUUACUCGGCUUUGGAAAGAACUACGAGUGUAACUGCUCGUUAGGAUGGUACGGAGAUGCAUGUGAAAAACGCGACAUGUGUAAACCAAACCCAUGUCAGUAUGGGACAAAAUGCGUUGGGAUUGGACAAGAUAGUUACAGCUGCAUCAAGUCAUUAUGCAAGCCUAAUCCUUGCCAGAACUACGGCAAGUGCAUCGAUAUUAAUCAAAACGACUUUCAAUGCGUAUGCCCAUCCGAAUAUGGCGGGAAAACAUGCAAUGACAACAAUAGUGACCUUCAUGACAUGAUGAGUAAGAACAAGCAAGCUUCAAUAAAUCAACACACGAUGACAACGAACGACGAUUCAUCUGCAACUAACGUUGAUGCAUUGCAAAAGCUGAUAGAGGAAGCUUUAGUAGCGUACAAACUAAAACACGAGAAAAAACAAACUAAUGAAGAUAAGGUUAAAAUGAUCUCAAACAGUGUAUUUACCAAAGAAACAACUAAACCAAUGACAAGACUUCAUGAUGACUAUACGGAGAACAACGAAGAACGUACGAUUAAUCCCUACAACAAACGGAAAACCUCGACAGAAAACCGACAAAAAUAUAAAGAUGAUAUAAAAUCGAACGAAGAAAUAAUCAACUUGCUUCAGACGGCAGCUCCUCGAAGACCUUUACCAUUGUCAAAGAUUCCUAUUGUGUCACAAUAUGCCAUACAAUCACCAGGCCUAACACGAAGUGUGCAGCAAUCGAGGCAAAGUUUCAGUCCAAUACUCACGGGCAAACCACCGCACAUUCCAAUGUCACUAAUUGCAAAAUGUUCUCCAAAUUUAUGUCAAAAUGGUGGAGUUUGUGUACAUGAGCCGGGAAGACCAAUACGAUGUCAAUGUCCAGCAAAAUACACGGGUGAUACAUGUGAAAUUGAUAAGUGUAAAAACAACCCGUGUAAAAAUAGCGGUACUUGUUUAUCCAUCGAAAGAGAGCCGGGUUUUGUUUGCAAAUGUAAAGAUGGACUAACUGGACCAUUUUGUUCUCACAAACCCUGCGAGCCUAACCCUUGUCUUAAUAAUGGCGAAUGUGUGAUGUUUUAUAGUAUACAUCUUUGCAAGUGCAAGCAUGGAUUCACAGGAAAAUUAUGCGAAGUAUCCACCUAUGGUCAAAAUAUAGAGCAGACAGCAACACCAAAACCACAAACAUCCCUUCUUUUGAAGACGAGUAAAGCGGUAUCAGCAUGUCGUCCUAACCCUUGUAAAAACAACGCUCCCUGUUUUGUGACUUUCGAUGGCGAGUUUGAGUGUAUUUGUUCCAAUGACUUCUCGGGUCCACGUUGUGAAGCCCAUGGGAAAUACACAUACUCAUCUGCAAGCAAAUUCUUUCCAGCACCAAACGAGGAAUGCAAGCACUGUGACAAGAAUGCUCGAUGUGUUAAUGGACACUGCAUAUGUAAGAACAAAUUUGUUGGAGAUGGAUUGGAGUGUUGGAAACGCACUCUGAAAGACGAAAAGUGGACAUGUCAAAAAAGCCCAUGUAAAAAUGGCGGGACCUGUAAGAGAGGUAUUUCUCGUUGCAUCUGCCGGCUUGGUUACUCGGGAGAUUACUGUCAAGAGUCCAGUCUUCCAGUUGUACAUUUAACGUUUGAUCGACUGGAAGAUGAAACUAAAGUUCCAGACACGAGUGGUAAUGAUAAUGACGCGUACAUUAGUAAUGGCUUUGAAAUUCUCCCAAGACAAGGAAAAUGCGCAGGCGCUGGAAAUGUCCAAAAUGGAGAUAUCCAGUUUGAUGGAGAGAAUUUUAAGAAUAUACCUAGACGAGCUAUAACAAUAGCAAUUUGGAUCAAACUUGUAACAGCUUUAGGAAUUCAAUCGAUAUUUGACACAAUCGGUUCACAUUCAAAGCACAAAGAUGGUCAAUAUCAUUUUGAAAUCGACAACGGUCGAUUGAGAUGGUUUCAUCGCGAUGAGAACCGAGAUACCGUGUUCAGCGUUGUCACAGAUGAAGUAGCUGUUCGCGAAGGGAACUGGAACCUAAUUGUGGGAUCAUACAGUAUGGACAAGAACAGAGCAAGAAUUUACGUCAAUGGAGACAAGGUUAAGGAGGAGACAGGCCAUAACAAGUCACUGUCAGGAGAUUGGGGCUAUAAAGCAGGAAUAGGCAAACAUGAACACCCAUAUGGCGCAAGACGUUUAAUGGGAUUGGUGGACGAAUUUUCGAUCUUCCCUUCUGAGUUAUCAAGAUUGCAAAUUCUUGUUCUCAUGAAGCACUGUAAAAUUUACUAUCAUCAAAAUAAGCUCAAAGCUUCUGCAAAAGAGAGUUUUUCGAAAAUCAAACAAAACAAGGUGUCUCAAAAGCAGUAUGGUGUUCCAGCAUACCGACAAUCAUACCACAAUGCUCACUACGCAACACCAAAUACUCCUUUAAAGCCCGUCAACCCAAAAAUAUACCUUUGACUAACUACUACGAAUCUAAUUACGGUUAUCAAAGAGCAAAGGAAUACGAAAACUCUGCGGGCUUCCUAAACUCUGCGGGUUACCUAAACUCUGCAGGCCACUCGAACUCUGCGGGUUACCCAAACUCUGCGGGAUACCCAAACUCUGCGGGCUACCUAACUCUGCAGGCUACUCGAACUCUGCUGGCUACCAAAACUCUGCAAGAUACCCAAACUCUGCGGGCUACCAAAACUCUGCAAGAUACCCAAACUCUGCAAGAUACCCAAACUCUGCGGGCUACCAAAACUCUGCAAGAUACCAAAACUCUGCGAGAUACCCAAAUUCUGCAGGGUAUCCAAACUCUGCGGGGUAUCUAAGCUCUGCGAGAUACCCCAAUUUUGCGGGGAAUCCAAACUCUGCGGGGUAUCCAAACUCUGCGAGAUACCCAAAUUCUGCGGGGUAUCCAAACUCUGCGGGUAUCCAAACUCUGCGAGAUACCCAAACUCUGCAGGGUAUCCAAACUCUGCGGGGUAUCCAAACUCUGCGAGAUACCCAAACUCUGCGGGGUAUCCAAACUAUGCGCGAUACCCAAACUCUGCGGGAUACCCAAAUUCUGCGGGCUAUCCAAGCUCUGCGGGCUACAAUGCAUUCUGGACACAACAAACUCUACCAGUGUCCUCAAAUCAACCAGCUUUACCUCAAACAUAUGCACCUGUUCAAAAAACCAGCUCAUACAUAGGAAAUAAAGAAAAUUUAGACUUUUACCAAUAUAACCCUGCAUUUUACCAAAGACCGCAGCAGGAUAACACAGGCUUUAAAAAACAAUCAACCAAACUAUAUCCUAUGGCAUCACAGUGGUCUGGAUUGAGAGGAGAUGAAAGAAGUUACUCGGAAAGCGAAACUCGUAACAUCAACAAAUAUCCUAUACACGUCCCUGACAGAACUCAAGACUACAAUGGAUACGCCAAAAUGCAAAACGCCAACACGAGAAGUUAUUAUUCAAGCAAUAAUUUAUGGGAAGUAAACCAAGCUCAACAACCUAGUAAUCGUCAAGGUUACACAAGAUCCAGCGUCAAUCCAUCAGCUCCAUGGGAUACUUCAUAUAAUAGUCAGUCGUACCAGCUUACCCCAGAAAUUACAGCCCCACAAGAUGACAGACAUUCUAACAUUCCAAAAAUAUCUGUGUAUAAUCAAUAUGGAUCUAUAGCAGCCGCCAGUGGACUGAGUGACGGUCAACAGACACAGCCAUACAACCAAGACUCUCAACCGGAAGGAAUGAAAAGCAACGUUGCACAACCAGAUUACAAAAGCAGGCAACAAACACAAUCAGUUGGUUAUUACAACAUGAAUGUUAUGACGCCAGAUAAUGAUGUCAUAAACACACCACAUACCUACGAUUUACAAAGUCGUCGAUAUCAAAAUGGAUUUAAUACAGAACUCCAAGCAAGACAAAGUAUGCCGAGGAUGUCCAUUACACAGCAAUAUGACACAUAUAAUACCGCAUCAGGAUACAUACCUAGUUACGCGAGCACAAAUAUUUAUUCAUUGCGUGGAAAUGUACCACGUCCUUCAGUACCGCAGAGAGAUCAAAUAUCACGUGCUAUGAAGAAGAAGAGUAAGAAAACAAGUAGUCAAAACUCGCGCGCAAAACAAGUUUUGAUUCAAGGACCUUCACAAAAACAAUAUAAGCUUUCCAAAGUAAACAAACUUGAUGAAAACGGGCAAUACCCUUCGGAUGUUAAAAGAUACACAAUGCUCGCUAGAAAACGGGUAACGAGGAAAAAAUUAAGAUACCUCAAAACUCAAACUCAUUUUCCUCAAAUUAUAAAGGUUUUAAACAACCUGCAUACGUGAGCAACAGAAACCGCGGGUCAACGAGAUUACAAACGCCUUUAACGUUGACAUCCGGGGAAAGCUACGACAGGUGGUCAGCAGUCAUGCAAGAACAAACGCCUUCAGUACAAAUGAGUUCUGCAAUGGCUAAAAAUAAGGUACAUGAGACGGUAUAGUAUGACGCAACUACUAUGACGUCAAAAAAGGUAGAUGCGACGGUAUAGUAUGACGCAACGACUAUGACGUCACAAUAACCCAAAAAAUAUCUGAAGUAUAAAUAUAACGAAGAAGAUACACCACACAUAGCAUUAACAAAACACUAACGGAAUUUUUCUAUGGGGAAUAUAAUACAUAAGAAAAACAAAUAGAACUAACCAUUAUUAAUGUUUCAAAGAAAUAUUAAGUGGCAAGGAAAAACAUAUUGUUACAAGAACAGACAAAACAUAAUCUGUAACAUUUUAAAAGGAUUUUUUACCCUUACUAUGUAAGAAAAGAUGUAAACGAAACAGUUUCCUUUAACCUGUUUAGCUUAGAUAGACUAACAAAUCAAAUAAUAUUUUGAUACAUGUUUGUAAAAUAUAGCAAUAGGUUCAAUGGUUGAUUGAAACUUUACAGAAAGAGACUUUUCUAAGAUUAAUAACAUGUAACAUUAAAAUAGAAUUAAAAAUAAGGGACAUACAUAAUAAUGCCAAAAAGUACCACUAAUUAAAGCAAUUUUUGGGUCAGGAGUGACUUGCAAUUCAAUCUGUCGCAAUUUUUGCUACCUCUCGAACAAAAACACCAAACAAAAAAAAGUUUCAAAGACAACAAAAAAUAAAUUUACACAAACUUUGGACAAACAUAUUUCACAUCAACAAUAACAAAGUACAAAAACAACCUGAUUACUGAAACAAAGGAAUUCACCAUUGACCUGAAAUACCAACACAAGACAUGACAAAAGACAAGCAAACCAUUUUGAUAACUGGUAAGCAACAUUUCACUCAUAUUUCAAUUAAGUAGAUGACUGAAAUACAAGAAGAACUAUAUUAGAGAGCCUUAAUCAUGAAACAACUAAUAAACACAACAAGCUAUUCGAUUGCAGUAAUAUCAAGUAUAACUCACUUACUAGCUCUGAGAUAUUUUGAAAGGUUUGCAGGCUCAAUGAUUUUAUUGCUAAUGUAUACUUUCUAGUCUUUUAUUCAGGUACACCCACCACCACCAACAAAUGUAGCAAUGAAAAAUGUUCAACAAAGACCAACUGAAACAUACAAAACAGAAAACAGCAUGAAUAUUGCUCAAAAAACAGUAAAAAACCUCAGAGUUCCAGAUUUAUUCGGAGGCACCCAUCAUCAAAACACCAAUCCUCUUCAAGCAACUGCAAACAACCUAGCUACCUUGGAUUCCAGAACUUACAAGCGGGCAAGAAUCACCCAAAAGAACUGAGAUUACCAAAAAGCAAGAGGUUUCAUUAGGUCUACCUUGAACGAACUGCUGAUGUUGGGAAUAGCCAAAGGAAAUCCAAAAAUCUCAUGGAAACGAAGCUGGCACCGUUCACGUCAUGUGACCAUUGACAAUAAUUUUUAAAACGAAUUUUUCCAAGGGAAACAAAGCAAUUUAAUACAUUUCAUAUACAAAAAGAAAACUUGAAUGCGAAAAUUUUCCACUACCUCAGGGUAAAUUUUCAGGAGCAUAAUGUAAUUUAUCGUUUUCUGGAAGUUAUAUAAACGUUCAUAUUUUACAAUGUAAAAUUUAGUGUGAAAUAAAUGAUAAAAUAAGCUAUAAACAUA